Molecule: messenger RNA, 2257 nt
Organism: Ostrinia furnacalis (Asian corn borer)
Lineage: Eukaryota; Metazoa; Arthropoda; Insecta; Lepidoptera; Crambidae
Gene: abs
Product: ATP-dependent RNA helicase abstrakt
Exons: 14
Coding region: 88-1950 (620 amino acids)
Biological process (GO): mRNA splicing, via spliceosome
Molecular function (GO): RNA helicase activity; zinc ion binding; ATP binding
Source: RefSeq, a predicted model, not a curated record
UGUCAAUAACAUCCUGAAGCGUGCGUUUGUUGUGCUCUAAUUUCAUUGAUUUCUGAGCAUAAAUCAAAUAGUUGAGUUAAAAAUAAAAUGUCUGAGAAUAAAGAGGACCCCCCUCCGCCAGUAAAACGGUACAGACGUGACGAGAAGUCCUCAGAAUCUGAGGAAGACAUCGAUAAUUACGAACCGUAUGUACCGGUGAAAGAACGCAAAAAACAGAAACUCCUGAAGCUUGGAAGGCUGGGACAGUUGGCUGCUGAGGCUUCUACAGACCACAAGAGCUCAAGCGACAACGAUCCUGACGAUGAAACUUCUCAAGAAGAAUGGGGUCGCCGCUACAACGUCUCCUUGCUGGACCAGCACAGCGAACUCAAACGGAUAGCGGAAGCCCGGGCGUUGUCAGCGGCCGAGCGGCAAGCGAGGGAGGAGGAGCAUAUACUGGAGAGCGUCGCUCAGAGCAAGGCUUUGAUGGGCGUCGCUGAGUUGGCCAAAGGCAUCCAGUACGAAGAGCCAAUCAAAACGUCAUGGAAACCUCCCCGAUGCAUCCUCGCACUUCCAGAAGAGAGGCACGAACGCGUUCGAAGGGAACUACGUAUCCUGGUAGAAGGAGAGGAUGUACCGCCGCCCAUCAAGACCUUUCAGCACAUGAAAUUCCCUAAGGGCAUUCUCCGAGGUUUAGCAGACAAAGGUAUAACCAAGCCGACCCCGAUCCAAGCGCAAGGCAUCCCGGCCGUGCUCAGCGGGCGCGACAUGAUCGGCAUCGCCUUCACCGGCUCCGGGAAGACGCUGGUGUUCGCGCUGCCGCUCGUCUGCUUCUGUCUGGAGCAGGAGCAGGAGAUGCCCUUCGUCAGAAACGAAGGCCCCUACGGCCUGAUCAUCUGUCCGUCGCGCGAGCUGGCCAAGCAGACGCACGACAUCGUCCAGCACUUCAUCAAGCAUAUCAAGAUAGCCGGCGGCCCUGAGAUACGCUCCUGCUUAGCUAUAGGAGGGGUGGCGGUGUCCGAGUGUAUGGAGGUAGUCCAGCGAGGCGUUCACAUCAUGGUGGCCACGCCAGGCAGGCUUAUGGACAUGCUGGACAAGAAAAUGGUGCGUCUUAACGUAUGCCGCUACUUGUGCAUGGACGAAGCCGACCGCAUGAUCGACAUGGGCUUCGAGGAGGACGUGCGAACAAUCUUCUCUUACUUCGCGGGCCAGCGGCAGACGCUGCUCUUCAGCGCCACCAUGCCGCGGAAGAUACAGAACUUCGCUAGGUCAGCCCUGGUAAAACCUGUAACAGUCAACGUGGGCCGCGCGGGAGCCGCGUCUCUUAACGUACGUCAAGAGUUGGAGCCGGUCAAGGCGGAAGCGCGCACGGUGCACUUGCUAGCAUGCUUGCAGAAAACACCGCCGCCAGUUUUAGUGUUCGCUGAACGGAAGCAAGAUGUCGAUGCUAUACACGAGUAUUUGCUGCUCAAAGGAGUGGAAGCCGUGGCCAUCCACGGAGGAAAAGACCAGGAGGAGCGCUCCCGCGCCGUGGAAGCCUUCCGGCGCGGGGAGAAAGACGUUCUUGUGGCUACCGACGUCGCUAGCAAGGGUCUGGACUUCGCGAAUAUCCAACACGUAAUUAACUACGACAUGCCGGAAGACAUAGAAAACUACGUGCAUAGAAUUGGACGUACGGGCCGCGCGGGCGGGGAAGGCGUCGCCACCACUCUAUUGGGCAGAGCGGCCGAUACCAGCGUACUGAGAGAUUUGGCGCAUUUGCUAAGAGAGGCUAGACAGAAGGUACCCUCGUUCCUGUUGGACAUGAUCGGCGAACCAGACGUGCCGGCGGCUGACGGCCAGGGCUGCUCAUACUGUGGCGGUCUCGGACAUAGGAUCACAGAAUGUCCAAAACUGGAGGCAGUGCAGAACAAGCAAGCGUCCAACAUCGGUCGCAGGGACUACCUGGCGAACACGGCUGCGGAUUAUUAGUUUUAAUUCUACCCACAUUUUUUUUAAGAAUUACAAUUUAAGGCUACCCGCGUUUUUUAAUGAAUUUCAAAAUCACAACAAAUAUAUUGUCAAAUUCAAUUUUUUAUUAGUACGAGUAUGUAGCCUUUUCAGGGUACUUAUAAACGUCGUCAGUGUCUUACAGAACGAAACUCAAAACUCGAUUUAUUUUCACUUAACAUCAACGAUUUUAUCUUUAGUCGUAGAUGAUGAUAAUAAUGAUGUGUCUAAAAAAAUAAAUUUCAGAGAACAUGAUUUUAUAAAUGUAUUUUAAUCCAUAGUAAAUAAG